AUGUUUGGACGUAGUUCACAAUUCGACAAAGCACUUGAAAAGGCAACAAGCCAGCUUUUAUUGGAACCUGACUGGGACUCUAUCCUUAGUAUCUGUGAUUGCAUCAGACAGGGAGAUGUGCAACCAAAAUAUGCCCUGAAUGCUAUAAAAAGAAAAUUGGCUGUGGAUAAUCCUCAUGUGGCUAUGUUUGCACUCCAGACACUAGAGUCCUGUGUGAAAAAUUGUACUUCAUUGAUUCACCAAGAAGUGGCAUCUAAAGAAUUUAUGGAAUUUCUAAAAGAACAAGUCAAGACCCGACCUCCACCUGUAAAAGAAAAGAUUUUGGAACUGAUUCAAGUGUGGUCUCAUGCAUUCCGCAAUGAACCAAGUUACAAAGCUGUACAAGACACCUUUCAUCUAAUGAAGAUGGAAGGUUAUACAUUCCCUGCUUUGAAAGAAGCUGAUGCAAUGUUUGUUGCUGAAAAAGCUCCUGAAUGGAAAGAUGGAGAAUGUUGUACACGGUGCAGGGUUGUAUUUGGUGUUGUUCAGAGGAAGCAUCACUGUCGUAAUUGUGGGGAAGUAAUGUGUAGUAAAUGCUCUUCCAAGGUUUCGACAAUCCCUCGAUUUGGAAUUGAACGUGAGGUCCGUGUCUGUGACUCUUGCUAUGAAAAACUCAGGGAUAAAAAGUCAACUUCAGAUACUGAUGCUCUGCCCUCAGAAUACCUGGCCAGUUCUUUAUCAAAGCAGUCACAAAAGGGGACAAGAAACCAAGACAAUCUACCACCUUCCAAAAGUGAACAAGAAAUCCAAGAGGAAGAAGAGUUGCAGCUUGCCUUGGCUCUGUCAAAGAGUGAACAUGAGAGUAAAGAGAAGGAGCAGUCUGUGUCUUCCUCAGCUCCUGCUAUUGAUACUUCUGAUAUGGACCCUGAGCUAGCCCGUUAUCUCAAUAGAAAUUAUUGGCAGCAAAGAUCUGAGCAAGGCACUGCCCCAGCAGCAACUACUCCAUCUGCUCCUGUAGCCACUACAGAACCAAAGACCAGUAUAGUAAAAACUCAUGAAAUUCCUUAUCAAAAUGGGGAAACUGAUGAUGACCAACAACAAUUUCUGAAUGCUCUGCAGAGUAGUGUAGAAAUUUUUGUCAACCGAAUGCGCAGUAACUCUCAGCGUGGACGCAGCAUUACUAAUGAUACUUCUGUGCAAUCUCUCUUCAAUGUCAUUAGCAAUAUGCACCCGCAGUUAUUGAAAUAUAUCCAAGAGCAGGAAGAUGCCAGGAGCCACUAUGAAUCACUACAGGAUAAACUUGCUCAGCUGCGAGAUGCCCGUGAAGCACUUGAUGCUUUAAGAGAAGAUCACCGGGAGAAACGGAGACGGGAACAAGAAGAACAGGAACGUCUCCGACAAAUACAAAUGUCACAGAAACUGGAAAUUAUGAGGCAGAAAAAACAUGAAUACCUAGAAAUGCAACGGCAACUUGCAUUUCAACGUUUACAUGAACAAGAAAGAGAAUACCAAAUUCGGCUGGAGCAGCAGAAACAUUUGACUCAAAUCAGGCAAAUGCAGGCAUAUGGUUAUGGCCAGAGCCCAUAUACCGCUCAAAACUUCAACAGCCCUGGCAGCUCUUUGGAAAACUCUCCAGUUCACCAAAUGCACCAACAAGGUUAUGUAGGAGUUGGGAUGAUGCCUGGCCAAGGAGGGCCGCCUAAUAUGGGAGCACCACAAUCUAUGCCAGGUGGUGGUGGGGGCCCAAGCCAGAUGUACCUACAACAAGCACCAGGACAACAGCAACAACAACCUAUUCCCAAUCCUGCUGCAUAUAACCAGCCAGGUAGUGGACAUUAUCCCAAUCCUGUAGCCCCACCUCCACAACAAUCAAUGCCACCUUCCACAGCCUACCAACAGCCUCUCUCUACAGAUGUCAUACAACAAGCAGCACCAAAUUCUUAUCAGCCUUACAAUUCUGCAUCCAGUCAGCCUUCAACUGUACCCCAGAUAUCCUCAGCUGGCCAGAACUAUUCAAUCCCCAGCUCUGAAUAUUCAUCAUUAAGUAUGCAAAGUUUGGCAAGUGCACUUCCCCAGGCACCAGGUUCACAAGCUAUGUACACUGGUGCCCAGCAGCAACAGCAGCAGCCAUAUCUAGCUACAGGCUCUGCUCCACAGUUUCAGGCUCCUCCUCCUCCAGGCAAUAUGGUGCAAUCUCAUCAACAACCACAACAAAUCAUGCCACCACAAAAUGAAGCAGAACUUAUUAGUUUUGAUUAA
Messenger RNA from Acanthosepion pharaonis, 2238 nucleotides. The record is from the annotation of a GenBank genome assembly. NCBI's taxonomy places the organism in Eukaryota, Metazoa, Mollusca, Cephalopoda, Sepiida, Sepiidae.